Dibothriocephalus latus is the source of this 342-nucleotide messenger RNA. The record is from the annotation of a GenBank genome assembly. NCBI's taxonomy places the organism in Eukaryota, Metazoa, Platyhelminthes, Cestoda, Diphyllobothriidea, Diphyllobothriidae.
AUGCUUCCCGGCACUACGAAGGAGCAGAUGAAGGACCUCUAUCGUCCGCAGGGAUGGUUGACGGCUUCCCUCUGCGCUGUUCCACUUUCAAUCAAUCUCUUGGUAUGUGGUUUCUCCGAAACAACCUACAAAUGUGUAUGCGCAGCGGGGUUCUACAUUGUUCGAAUCAACAUUCCACUGUCAAAGACAAUGCAAUUUCUGUGUGACAUUCAUGUGUUCGUUUUGCCAAUCAUAAUCAUCCUCUACAUUCCGGCAUUGCGCGCAUUGUCAGUUGGUGUCUGCCGAAAACUAGGCCAGAGCCUUUGCAGGAGGCGACACAAUGUGGACGAGCUCGGCCCAUAG